Messenger RNA from Acyrthosiphon pisum (pea aphid), 1824 nucleotides. RefSeq names its product trehalase-like. Lineage: Eukaryota; Metazoa; Arthropoda; Insecta; Hemiptera; Aphididae. Gene Ontology annotation, molecular function: alpha,alpha-trehalase activity. Gene Ontology annotation, biological process: trehalose catabolic process. The transcript has 4 exons. The record is from RefSeq and is a predicted model, not a curated record.
AAUUCCUCAAGUUACACCAGUGGUGGGGUACCUAUCAAUGUAGUAUCAUACAAAGAAUUCGCAAGACAUUGAAGAUAGCUGUCAGUUUCAUGGUUCAUUUGUCUGUCAACACACUAAGCAAACGGAAAAAGCUACACGCUGCAAGAUGAUGAAAAUAAAAUAUUUUAUAAAAAUGUAAAAGACAUACUUCUGGAACUUGGAGUUCUUUGGAAAAUGUUUCUACUUCAGCCGCGCGUGACAGUGAAAUUUACUGUCGUGGACCGUUACUGUAUACUAUUCAAAUGCUUGAAGUAUUCAAUGAUUCAAAGACGUUUGUAGACAUGAAAAUGAAAUUAUUACCUAAUGAAACCAUGGAGAAAUUCAUGGAGAAGACGAAAUAUUGGAAAUAUAAGCCAACCAAAGUUCUUCUGACGGAGUUCGUCCGUAAUUUUUUUGAUAAAGAAGAUUCUGAAUUUGAAAAAUUGGCUCACAGCGAUCGGAUCGAAGAACCAAAAUUUGUUAAUAGGGAAUACAUCAUCAAAGCACAACCCCUUACAAGUGAAAGUGAAAAAGAAAACUUUUAUUCUGAGAUCAAGGCGGCGGCGGAAUCUGGGCGGCACUUUUUGAGUCGUUGGUUCAUCCUCAAUAGAACGAAUGAAGGAAACCUCUUAAAUUCAAAAACUACGUCAAUCGUCCCAGUAGAUCUAAACUCAUUAGUGUAUUGGAAUGCAAAUAUAUUGAGAAAUAUCUACCAGGAUAUGAAUGUCACCGUCAGGGCAGAGGAAUAUGAAAAUAUUGCAAAGCAAUGGAAAGAUGCAGUAACGGAAGUAUUAUAUGGCAUGAGGACUUCGAUAUAAUAAAUAAUUUAAAAUGAAAUUAUUUUUACCCACCAACAUUUUACCACUAUGUACUGGUUUGAAGAAAACAAUACCGAUUACAUUGUGUCUAGGGUAUUAAAUUAUUUAACAAAAGCAGAAAUACUGAAGUAUAAGGGGGGUAUACCAACCACUCUGAAGGAAUCUGAACAACAGUGGGAUUUUCCCAACUCAUGGGCCCCACUACAGUAUAUGACGGUGAUGGCGUUGGACAACACCGGCCAUAAAGACGCAAAAAUCUUGGCGUCCAAAAUUGCUACCAAAUGGAUUUGUAACAAUUACCUUGCGUUCAAAAGAGACAGCGCCAUGUUUGAAAAAGUAAGUUUAUAAGUUGAUGGUUAUAACGGAAUUAGACAAUUUUUAUGGUGGAAAGGUGUUACUGUGUAUCGGUAUACUGUGCAGUGUAAAAACAUUAUUUUAACUAUCAAUAUACAUUUUAUUAAAGCCUCUUUGAUUAUAAAUGUAUAUUUAUCGUUCACAACAAUUAUAACCAUCAUAAUUGUUUAAAACAAAUACUUAAAGUAGCUAAAAAAAUGUGUGCGAACCAGGGUUUGUAUUUGUAUACGAAUUCGCCACAUGUUUUGACAGUAACUAGUGAAUGCAACUGGAUAAGCAGGCUUAAGUAAUGGAGAGUACCCUAUACAGACCGGGUUUGGAUGGACAAAUGGUGUAAUCCUAGAGUGUUUGCAGAAGUACGGCUUACCGCAUUGUCCAAAAAUUGGAACUUAUAACAACACCAGUCUGCAGCGAUAACUAAUCUAACCAUUUAAAUCAUCAUAAUUGAUAAUUAGUUCCUAAUUAAUGUAAAAACAAUUGACAUUUUACAAAUUAAAAGCAAAAUUCAAAUGUCAAAAUUUCAAUGAAAUUUAUUGACAUAUCAAUAUAAACGACCCGUCAAAAUGCAUUAAAAACUAAACUGUACGUGAAUAUUAUUUCAAAAAUAAUUUCCAUUUUAAUUUUAAAAGUUACC